AUGUGCUAUACACCACAGAAAAUGAUUUUUCUUAUGUUCUUCCUUUUCCAUUACACAUCUGCAGAUUUAACAUACGAUGUGUGCAAGCAGACAAGGGACUAUAAUUUGUGUAUCGAAACUCUUAAGACAGACGUUUACAGCUCUGGCGCCGAUGCCAAAGGUCUAGCACGUAUCAUGAUUCAAGUUGCACGAAAAAAGGCAGUUCACAAUCUUGUCUAUGUAAGAAAAUUGAUGAUUCAAAAUCCUCAAAAUCCAGAUUUCAAGCAAUGCCUUCAAGUUUGCUAUGAUGACUAUCAUCUGAUAGUUACUGCUUUCAUCCCAAAUGCACUUAAAAGCUUGUCCUUGAACUCGUCCUUCGAUGCAGCUAUAUCCGGCUUGCAAUCUGCUGACCAAGUCUCGAAUUGUCAAGAAACUAAUUGUGUGAAAUUGUCCUCGAAUUUGAACGACAAGUGUAACAAGUAUGCUGAUUUCACUCAACUCGUUGUAGAUGUAAUAAGAACUGUCUAA
This is a messenger RNA of Lycium barbarum (goji berry), 507 nucleotides long. Its product is annotated as cell wall / vacuolar inhibitor of fructosidase 1-like. The transcript has a single exon. Bases 1 to 507 code for a protein of 168 amino acids. NCBI's taxonomy places the organism in Eukaryota, Viridiplantae, Streptophyta, Magnoliopsida, Solanales, Solanaceae. The record is from RefSeq and is a predicted model, not a curated record. Gene Ontology annotation, molecular function: enzyme inhibitor activity.